UUUGUUUAAAGCUUACUGGUGGAAAUGGAUACUACUGUGGGGGCACUACUAUCCCACUAACUGGGCAGCAUCAUGCAAGAAAUUUGCCUUAGAUCAUGCGCCGGCAGAUCGUGGAGUCACGGAGCAUGACAUGACAUGAUGUUGUUCUUCAAGGGCCUUAUGAUUGCUCUUCAAAGUCUCAAAGGCUGAGUGGUGCCUAUAAGAAGAAGGGUAUGCUGGUUCUUCAUCUCAAUCCUUCUCUUACAGGUGCUGAGCUCCUUUCUCUUGAGAAAUUAAGAUGAGGAAGAUAGCGUUGGGAAGUCACCGGGAGGCAGCUCAGGCUGAUUGUCUCCGAGCGGUGCUGGCCGAAAUUAUCCUCACCUUUCUGUUUGUCUUCGCCGGAGUCGGUUCGGCCAUGGCAUCAGAGAAGCUAGCAGGUGGGUCCGGAAUAGCCGGCCUGGCAGCAGUGGCCGUGGCACACGCGCUCGUUGUUGCGGUCAUGAUAUCAGCAGGCCUGCACAUCUCAGGUGGCCAUCUGAACCCGGCCGUCACGCUCGGGUUGGCCGUCGCCGGAAACAUCACCAUCUUCAGGUCGGCCCUUUACUGGAUCGCUCAGCUGCUGGGCUCUACCCUCGCCUGCCUGCUCCUCAGGUUCUUAACCGGUGGUCUGGAGACGCCAAUUCACGCGCUGCCCAGCGGUGUGGGCUACUUCCAAGGAGUAAUAAUGGAGGUGGUGCUCACCUUCUCUCUGUUGUUUGUGGUCUAUGCCACCAUAGUGGACCCCAAAAGGACAGCGGUCGGAAGUCAAGGCCCCAUUCUUGUAGGCUUGGUGGUCGGUGCUAACAUCUUGGCCGGUGGGGCCUUUUCCGGUGCGUCUAUGAACCCAGCGAGGUCCUUCGGCCCUGCCUUCGCCGCCGGGAACUGGACCGACCACUGGGUCUACUGGGUAGGACCACUUUUAGGUGGAGGUCUUGCUGGGUUCGUCUAUGAUGCAAUCUUCCUCACCCACACCCAUAUGCCGAUUCGUGGAGGAGAAGACUACUAGCUAGAGAAUGAGAACUAUGUACCCAUAUGCCGAUUCGUGGAGGAGAAGACUACUAGCUAGAGAAUGAGAACUAUGUACCCAUAUGCCGAUUCGUGGAGGAGAAGACUACUAGCUAGAGAAUGAGAACUAUGUAUAUGCUUAAAUAAUGUCAUGUUAAUUUGCUUUUACAUAAGCAUUUUAUUUCAAAAGUUCAAUAUCUAAA
This is a messenger RNA of Nymphaea colorata (pocket water lily), 1226 nucleotides long. RefSeq names its product aquaporin TIP4-4. The transcript is spliced from 4 exons. Gene Ontology annotation, molecular function: water channel activity. Bases 278 to 1024 code for a protein of 248 amino acids. Gene Ontology annotation, biological process: water transport; transmembrane transport. Lineage: Eukaryota; Viridiplantae; Streptophyta; Magnoliopsida; Nymphaeales; Nymphaeaceae. The record is from RefSeq and is a predicted model, not a curated record. Gene Ontology annotation, cellular component: membrane.